AUGGAAAGAUACAGGUAUAUCCCGCUUUCUUCAACUUGCCAGAUCCGCCUCUUGAGGCUUUUUGCCGGACGAGCAGAUGACGAGUUGUCCGGCGAAUUCUUUCAUACAUCCCUCAACUGCGCGCCGCGCUUUACAGCGCUUUCGCACGCGUGGGGUGACCCGGAGCCCCGGAAAGCAAUUCGCUGCUGUGGCCUCAUUGCUGAGGUUGGUCCCAGCUUGCACAGUGCUUUGCGGCAUCUCAGAGGGCCUGAUGACGAUAUCAUCCUCUGGGCGGAUGCGCUGUGCAUCGACCAAGAGAAUAUACCAGAACUCAACGAGCAGGUCAAGAUGAUGGGCGACAUCUACGCCUCGGCGAUUCCCACAGCUAUUUGGCUUGGAGAAGAGUCGGCCGAGGUCAAGAUGGCUUUUGGCUGGUUACGCAACUUCAACAAAGCCACAGAUUCAUGGGAAUCCAAUCAGCAGGCAUGGAAGCACGAUUCUGAGUUCAUCGAUAAACACCAUGCCGAGGCGAUAUUACAGAGUGCUUUCGGUAAUUGCAAGGUACUUGCCUUUAGAAACAUCUGGGCUCUGCUCGACUGUCCGUGGUUUACACGAAAGUGGGCCAUUCAGGAGCUCGUUAAGUCGCGCAUGCCAUUGCUAGUUAGCGGCAGGAAUUGCAUCCCGUGGCCGUUUCUAUCAGCAUGGUUAAGAUUCAUUAGGAAGUGUACAGUUCAGUACGAGGAUUUCAGAUUGUUUUGCCCACGACCUUUUGAGGCUGACUCCAAGGUCUUGGGAAUAUGUGAGCUGCGAGCCACGCUUCUGUGGCGGAUUGCAAACCAAGAAACCCCUCUUUUGCUGUUUCUUCUGACGAGGACGCUGCAGUUCAGAUGCCGCGACCCUCGUGAUCACGUAUUUGCUUUGAUGGGGAUCGCAUCGGACGCAGAACGCUUUCCCCCCACUGAUUACGGGAAGAAAACUGAGGAUGUAUUCCGGCAGCUUGCUUAUGCUUGCGUGUCUGAUACUAUGAACCUCAAACUGCUGUGGUCUCUUCUCUCCUCAAUGCCUUUGGAAAAACGGUUGCAUUCUUGGGUACCUGACAUAGAAAAAGGUGUGGCUAAAUGCGAUGGGGGCGUCCUGCCUACCCAGUUUUCCGUGCAGCAGGAAAGAGACUACAACGCAGGUGGAAAGUCGUUUCCGGAACCGCAAUUAGACCGAGGUCGAAACUUGCUCAAGAUGGUGGGCCGCAUCGUCGAUAAGAUUCAACUUCUUGGGUCCGACAAUAGAAGUCUUAUCAAUGCUCAGACUGUCGAAGGUAUAAUGAAGAUGAGGAGCGAUUUCAGAACCUUCGGGCAGAAUCUCCAACUAUUGCUCCAGCAGAAGUACCAGUGGCUGGAAGAGUGCAUCGCCAUCGCAGCAAAAACUAUCAGCAGAGAUGAUGCCGAGGAGGCGUUCAAAAACGCUCUUCUAAGCGACAAGAUGGUCAGCGAAGAAGCACCUCAAAGCUUAGCGGUGGCGAGGCGAGAAUUCUCUACUUGUCUGCGCCUAAUGAAAGAGGAGGCAUGCAGUGGUCAGCUGUGGUUCUUGGCCGUUUUCAACCGUCUGAGCCUCGAGUCCGGUCACCUCUUGGAAAACAUGAUAUCGGACAAGCUUCAGCGGCGAUUCGGUGGUACGGAGGGCAGGAGAAUAGGCUGGCUACCACCGGUGGCCGAGGAAAGAGACUUUAUCUGUAUCUUUGACGGCAUGGAGCUCCCAUAUGUCAUCCGUCCAGCGGGUAACGGCCGAUACCUCCUCGUUGGUGACUGCAUAAUCAUGGGACUUAUGAUGGGAGAAGGGAUGCAGCUGCCCAAAACGGAGUCGCAGAUAAUAGUGCUUGAAUAG
Pyricularia grisea is the source of this 1857-nucleotide messenger RNA. RefSeq lists its product as uncharacterized. The record is from RefSeq and is a predicted model, not a curated record. NCBI's taxonomy places the organism in Eukaryota, Fungi, Ascomycota, Sordariomycetes, Magnaporthales, Pyriculariaceae. The coding region runs from base 1 to 1857 and encodes 618 amino acids. The transcript has a single exon.